Messenger RNA from Leptopilina boulardi, 1179 nucleotides. RefSeq lists its product as uncharacterized. NCBI's taxonomy places the organism in Eukaryota, Metazoa, Arthropoda, Insecta, Hymenoptera, Figitidae. The record is from RefSeq and is a predicted model, not a curated record. The transcript has 3 exons. The coding region runs from base 280 to 999 and encodes 239 amino acids.
AAAGAUGCCCUUAUCACCAGGAGAAGCAGAAAUCGGAACAUAUUCGAAAAGGAAUAUAAUUUCCACAAGCAGUACAUCUCGACAUUCUUCGAAUGAUAUAACGCUUCCUUUAUCUUUUUUUAAUUUUUUUACAAUUUUAAAAAUUGUGUUUUUUGUAUGUGUUUUUUGUAUGUGUUUUUAAAUAUCUGUUUUAAAAACUGUCUUUUUUGUACAAAAAUUGUUUUAAAAAUUGUGUUUUUAACAAAUCAUUUUAAAACUUGUUCAACAAAUUAGAAAAUAAUGGGUCGAGUUAAAACCGUCACGGUUCAAAGAGGUGGUAUCCGUACCAGAGGUGGACGAGGACGGGGUACUACUGUUGCCCCACCUUUACGGCUGCCGCCAAAUACACUGGACGAGAAAAAUUCGAUUUUAACAAAAAUUGUUGCAAAUGCAACAGUAUUAGCAUUAAAUGCUUACUUUGGAGAAAAAGAGAUUGACGAAAAAAAGAAAAAAGAAGAAGAAGAAAAUAAAAAAAGAAGGAAAGAAGAAAAGGAAGAAAAUAAAAGAAGAGAGAAUGAAGAAGAAGAGAACGAAGAAGAAUUGGAGGAAGAAGAAGAAGGAGAAGAAGAAGAAGAUAGAGAUGUGCCAGAUUUAAAAAAAAAAAAACAUACUUUUAAAGUUAAUAAGGACGAUUAUUAUAACGAUCGGGAAAGCGAUCGUUAUAACGUUCGAAGAAGUGAUGAAAGGUACACUGUGUAUGACGAUUGUCAUGGAAGAUUCGGAGAUCGACGGUAUGAUCGUUAUGACUCUCGUCGUCAUAACGAUCAAUAUUACGAUCAGAAUUAUUAUCCUUAUGACAAUCGUCAUACGUAUCCAAGAAAUCACAGAAACGAACGAUAUAACGAUCGCAACGUUAAUCAGAGAAACGAUCGUUAUGACGAUCGAGAAUAUAGAAGAUAUGAUCGUUAUAGAGAUAAUUCCUCUGUAAGACGGGACGAUCGUUAUAAUAAUCGUCGAUAAAUAAAAAAAAAUUUUUAAUUAAAAAUAUAAAUUUUAAACAAAAAAAUUUUGUUAAAAAUUAUAAUAAGAAAAAAAAUUUCAGUUUUAAAAAAUAAUUUUAAAAAUUUUCAAUUUAAAUGCUUCAUUUGUAAAAUAGCAUUAAAAAAUUAUAAUAAAAAUUUUUUAAAUGCUUUCCAAUAA